AUGGCAGUGGUCGGCGGGCGCCCACUGUUCGAUAAUACCAUAGGAAAAUAUGGUUCAGAGGGCCCUUUUGACGCUACUCGAGCUCUUGGGGUAUGGGUUAUUGUCCUCGAUAAGCCAGGCCACUUCAUGGAAGGCGCAGAAUAUCGUCACCUCCGGGGCGAUUCCAUUGCUGUCGAUGUGACUAGCGAUGCCAAUCUGCCGCAAACUCUUGCAGCAGCCAUCAAAGGCCGUAAAAUCGAUGGCAUCAUUAAUUACUACAAGGAUGAGACGCGGAAAUUUCCCAACACUCCCAACUUGCAGACUCUGCGGCUGCACAACACAGCGCAAUUGGGUGAAUCAUCUUUUGCUGGAAAACUUGAGAAUUUAAGAUACCCUCUGAUAGCCAAGCUGUGCCGCGGUGGCGCCUCUCAGGGAGCCAAGAGAGUUCAAGAUCGAUCAGGGCUAAGACAGGCGACGCGGCAAAUGUAG
Trichoderma virens Gv29-8 is the source of this 468-nucleotide messenger RNA. RefSeq lists its product as uncharacterized. The transcript has 2 exons. Lineage: Eukaryota; Fungi; Ascomycota; Sordariomycetes; Hypocreales; Hypocreaceae. The coding region runs from base 1 to 468 and encodes 155 amino acids. The record is from RefSeq and is a predicted model, not a curated record.